This is a messenger RNA of Psilocybe cubensis, 1746 nucleotides long. RefSeq lists its product as uncharacterized. NCBI's taxonomy places the organism in Eukaryota, Fungi, Basidiomycota, Agaricomycetes, Agaricales, Agrocybaceae. The coding region runs from base 1 to 1746 and encodes 581 amino acids. The record is from RefSeq and is a predicted model, not a curated record. The transcript is spliced from 2 exons.
AUGAGUUUGCCCGACAGCAGCCUGAGUCAAGCAGGCCCCAGCGGAACUAGCGGACAGUGGAUCGAACAAGAUAACAACGGCAUAGUUCUAACCAUUCCUGUCGAAGGCCCCACCACUCCACCGCCAUCCACGCCGAGUCGCGCCACUCGUUCCACAAAGAGAUCCCCUAGCAAAUCAUCUCACUCAAAGAAGCGGGACACAGAGUCGCCUCGUACUCCAAAGACACAACCGCUCUCAUACUAUAUCGAAACAGCCAUGGCUGCCGAGUCGCAGGUCAUGGAAGAAAGCCCGAGUCCGAGUGUGGUCCAACGAAAGAAAGCCAAAGCACGUCCUAUCGCGGCCACCGCAAGUUCGUCGUCAACACACAUCCCACCAUCCUCCUCUGUAACGCACGUUCCUGUUGGCCAGCCUGCUACGUCCAGUGUUGCCCGUCGCGCUGCCCUUGAAGCCCAGUCUCAAGCCCAAUACUUACCUCCCGAAGAGGUGUUCCUUAACCUCUUCGAAACUAUGCGCUCCAGCGUAGCUGCUGACUUUCAACAUCAGUACAAUGCACAUCAAAUACAUAUAGCAGCUCAGCACAAUGAAACGAAAUCAAGGCUUGCAGAAACAGAGAAACAGAACGAACAGUUAAGGGAGCGCUUGUUGUCGGUGGAGAAGCUGCGAAGUGAAGAGAGAAGUCGAUGGGAGGUUGAGAGGAAAAACUUGAUGCGUCAGUUGGAGCAGGGCGAGAAUGACGCGGAACGGAGGGAAAGGAGGAAAAUGCAGGAGGAAGAAGCACGUCGUGAAAAGGAGGAACAUGAUAAGGUUAACCGGAAGCUUGUCGAAAAAUACGAGGCCAAAAAGAAAGCAUGGGCCAAAGAGAAAGACGAGAUGUCAAAGAGGGUCGAUGAGCUAGAACAGGAAAACAGAAGGCUGGAAGAGGUUAUUGCAAGCGAUGAUCAAUUGUUGGUCAGUCAACUCCAAGAGAUGGAGGAAGAAAAGAAAGAGCAAGAGGAAAGUAUGGAAGAAGAACGAAGUACAUGGGAGGCGCACAAAAAUGCUUUGAUUCAAGAACUGUUACAGACAAAAAAGGAACUUGAAUCAGAAAGGAAAAAGCACCACGAAACUGUUUCAAAAAUGUACAUGUUGGAAAUGGAUAUCGAAAAUUUGAAAAGCGAGGAAGAAGAACUAUCUACUCAAUUACAACAGCAAAAGGAAAUAUGGGACACGGAAAAGUCAAUCCUCGUGACAAGACUAAAAAACGAAAGGGACGUUUCAACACAGUUGAAGAACAAAAUACAGGAACGCGAGGCAAAGAGGAAGAGGGGAGACGAUAGCGAGACAACGUUCACAGCAGGCAACAAGAAAGCAAAGGUUGACGUAUACGAGGAUGAUGAUGAGAGCCCUGGGGACGAGGAGAUGGAAGGAGCAGUUGGAGAGUGGGAAGGAACAGGCGAGGAGUGUGGGGGAGCAGAAAUUGAGCGGGAAGGAGCAGAAGGAGAGUGGGAAGGAGCGAACUGGGAGCGGGAAGGAGUGAACUGGGAGUGGGAAAGAGCAAAGUGGGACUUCAACAAUACAGAGGAUGCUCCCAUCAGAGCAGCAGAAGAGUUGAGAGGAGUGGGCUGGGAGCAAAGAUACGAAGAGCAGGAGCAAGAAAGAGCAGGGGAUGACUCUGAUGGAGCAGAUGCAGAAAAUGCGGGCAUAGCUGAAUCAUCGAAUCAGCAAUUCGACGACGAUUCAGACGAUCUAGAUGGAUUCUAUGUUUGA